AUGGCUCCACUGAGACUGGAACAGCUGCUGAAUCCCCUUCCAGAAUCACCGUUUUGUAGAUCUGAAUCCUCUCUGGCAGCCACUCGCAUCGAACACAAUAUUCAAUUGAACGGCCGCACCACGCUGAAGACUCUGUAUCACUACCCCGUAGACAAGGUUAUCCAAUAUCCCGAGACCUCUGAAGAGAUGGGAGGUGGUAACAUUGGCCACCUCUUCACUAUGUCUUCCGGCAAACAGGUGUACAACCCUCUGAAGGAUUUUGCAUAUUCUUUAGGCGAUCCUGGGAGUGCAGGGCGCAAGAAUGUCCACAUUUACCUCCUUCAGGAUGAUUGUGGUAAGCCGGUUCCAUGCCAACGGGUAUACCGUCAGGGUGUCAAAGUCUGUCCCUACGUACCCGCUGAUCACCGAGACAGAAGGCAUACUGGUGCAUCCCGACACUCUUUGGAGCUUCAACUUCAGGAGGAAAGGGCUCUUGCAGCAGAACCUACUCCUGGGCAGGAUCUUUUCCAAAAGACCUUGGCGUUAUGGGUAGCUAUCAGAGACGGAGGGUGCCCUCAUGAGCGGCAAGAAGACACCUUCUAUUCUGAUGCUGAACAGGCUUGGAACACCAGACGUGACAUUACUCCUACUAAAGCAUGCCGCAGACAGCAUAUUGCCAAGAAGUGCCAUGGGAGGAUAGAAAUGCGAUGGAGCAGUAACCUGGGAAAACCAUAUAUUGCAUACAAAUGUCUAUUAAUAUCUUUUACUUAUGCCUUACCUUUUCACCUAUACAGAUGCCAGCAUUAUAGCAUUCAUUCUAAAAAGCACUACGUCAAUCACGCUAUAUCGGAUGGCAUGUACAAUCUUGACUACCUGGCUGCCCUGUGUCAGGCCGAUACCGCUGCUAUCAAUUUCUGGGAACAGAAGGUGCAACAGGAAGGUUUUGGACCUUUGGUUCCAUGCAGUCAUGUUCGGAAUCAUUCCUCCAUAAAGGUUAACUGCCACGGAACAAUGUUCAUGACCGAAAUGAUUAACGUAUUAUGCGAUUCCAAGAUCACAGCAUAUAUACCGCUUCCUGAAUACUGGGAAGUAUGCCCAAAAGUUCUAGUUGUCUGCUGUUCUCCUCAUACUCACCCCAUCCCAUUACCGGCCACUACACCGGACCCUUUGAAGUGUCAACUCACUCAGAUGCUUCAGGAUAUGGGCCCAGACUUGCCUGAUCUUACUCCCCGUUGCCUUCUGAGGCACCCCCUUUUUCGCUCAUUCCUGAGGAAGUCCCUUCCAGACUUUCCACACCCAAUGGCGACAGACCUUCAUCCUUCUCUGGCAAACCUUGAUCAUCUUGCCUCCCUCAUCAAUACAUCAGUGAAACGCCAGUUCCCAGAAGGCACGGGCUUGCAAGGUAAGACAUUGACCCCUCCAUCCUAA
Messenger RNA from Desarmillaria tabescens, 1407 nucleotides. RefSeq lists its product as uncharacterized. The record is from RefSeq and is a predicted model, not a curated record. Lineage: Eukaryota; Fungi; Basidiomycota; Agaricomycetes; Agaricales; Physalacriaceae. Bases 1 to 1407 code for a protein of 468 amino acids. The transcript is spliced from 3 exons.